Messenger RNA from Sphaeramia orbicularis (orbiculate cardinalfish), 1805 nucleotides. RefSeq names its product calsequestrin 2 (gene casq2). Gene Ontology annotation, molecular function: calcium ion binding. The record is from RefSeq and is a predicted model, not a curated record. NCBI's taxonomy places the organism in Eukaryota, Metazoa, Chordata, Actinopteri, Kurtiformes, Apogonidae. Gene Ontology annotation, cellular component: sarcoplasmic reticulum lumen; Z disc. The transcript has 11 exons. Gene Ontology annotation, biological process: regulation of cardiac muscle contraction by regulation of the release of sequestered calcium ion.
GAGAAGGCGUGAGGGAGGACUGCAGUGGGAGAAAGACACGUUUUGUCCAGAAGAUGCUUUCAAAAGCUGGAUCUUUGUGGACAUCUUAGGACAUCUGAGAACCUCCACUGACCAACCAGCUUGCUGAAUUGUUUACAUUAACUUACUCUUUCUGAACAGCCUGAUUUCCGUGAACUUCAACCAUACUUUGACUUUUAAGGGUGAGUGGUGGACCAUGCUUUCCCUGUGGUUGUUCCUACUUCCCUGCCUGAGCCUGGUGCCAGUGACCCCAGCUGAGAACGGCUUGGAAUUCCCUCAGUAUGAUGGAAAAGACCGCGUUCUUGACAUAGAUGACAAGAACUACAAGAAAGCCAUUAAGAAGUACAGCAUGCUUUGCCUGUUCUAUCAUAAACCCAUACCAGACACCAAGGAGCUACAAAAGCAACACCAGAUGACAGAGUUGGUUUUGGAGCUUGCAGCUCAGGUCUUGGAAGACAAGGACAUUGGAUUUGGAAUGGUUGACUCCCACAAAGACAUGAAAGUGGCCAAAAAAACUGGGUGAUUUUGAUUCUCUUCCUUCAAAGGUCUGGAUGAGGAGGGCAGUGUGUAUGUUUUUAAGGAUGAUCGGGUGAUCGAGUUUGACGGCCUUCUCUCUGCAAACACUCUGGUGGAGUUCUUACUGGAUUUGAUGGAGGAGCCUGUCGAACUGAUAGACAAUGCUCUGGAGCUUAGAGCCUUUGACAGGAUGGAGGAAGAUAUCCGCCUUGUUGGUUAUUUUAAGAGUGAAGACUCAGAGCACUAUGAAGCAUUCAAAGAGGCUGCAGAGCAGUUCCAGCCUUACAUUAAGUUCUUUGCCACAUUUGAGAAAUCUGUGGCCAAGGAGCUGACUCUGAAGGUAAACGAAGUGGAUUUCUAUGAGCCCUUCAUGGAGGAGCCUGUCACCAUCCCAGGCAAGCCACACUCUGAGGAGGAGCUGGUGGAAUUCAUAACUGAACACAGACGACCAACUCUGAGAAAGCUCCGUGCGGAGGAUAUGUUCGAGACCUGGGAAGAUGAUAUUGAGGGCAUCCACAUUGUAGCUUUUGCGGAGGAGGAGGACCCUGAUGGCUAUGAGUUCUUAGAAAUCCUGAAGGAGGUGGCUCGAGACAACACUCACCUACCAGACCUCAGCAUCGUUUGGAUUGACCCCGAUGACUUCCCCCUGCUCAUCCCUUACUGGGAGAAGACCUUCAAAGUGGACCUGUUCAGACCUCAGAUCGGAGUCGUCAAUGUUACGGAUGCCGACAGCGUGUGGAUGGAGAUGGACGAUGAAGAGGACCUGCCCACCGCACAGGAACUGGAAGACUGGAUCGAAGAUGUGCUCUCAGGCAAAGUUAACACUGAGGAUGAUGAUGAUGAUGAAGAUGAUGAUGACAAUGAUGAUGAUGAUGAUGAUGAUGAUGACGAGGACGCAGAUGAUGAUGAUGACGAUGAUGACGAUGAUGACGAUGAUGAUGACAAUGGUGAUGAGGAAACUGACGACGAUGAUGACGAUGAUGAUGACGAUGAAGAUGACGACGACGAUGAUGAUGAAUAAAUCAUAGUCUCAGAGUAUCAAAUCUUCGUCCCUGACUAGUUUCAGGCUGAGCUGAACAUGAACUGCCAGUAAACUGUAAAACUGUAAAAUAAAAAUUCCAUCUUUGUACCAAAUGUUUGUAUACAAACAAUAACAAAUGACAUAAAAAUGUCAUUUUAAUGUAUACAGUAUACAAACCUCAAGUGGGUUAUGGGAUUAAAGUGAUGAAAAUGUCUUUAAAGGACUGUUAAUAAUAAAGGUUGAAACAUCA